Molecule: messenger RNA, 2678 nt
Organism: Austrofundulus limnaeus
Lineage: Eukaryota; Metazoa; Chordata; Actinopteri; Cyprinodontiformes; Rivulidae
Gene: depdc4
Product: DEP domain containing 4
Exons: 9
Coding region: 7-1638 (543 amino acids)
Biological process (GO): intracellular signal transduction
Source: RefSeq, a predicted model, not a curated record
UUUGUUAUGGCGGUCGAUUUGACUCCUCGCUUUAGAAGGUUAAACAGCCAAACGAGAAGUUUUCGUGAAAAUAUUCAGCAUGAUUUCUCCAGGCCUUUUGGAGCCACCCAGCUGUGGCACAACAUCAUCAAGGCCCUGCAGACCCAGGUGGAGGUGCGUCCCUACAGGAGGCACCUCCGUGUUCACGCUGACUGUUUCACGGGGUCGGAYGCCGUGGACGCAGUUCUCAGUUAUUUGAUGCAGAACGCGGUGCUCUGCACGAGUGAGGUGUCCCGCCUGAAAGCCGCUCGCCUCUGCCAGGCUCUGAUGGAGGCCAAGGUGUUUGAGCCGGUGGGCACGAAGCUGUUUCGCAGGGACAAGGAGGUCGCCUUUGAGGACAACAGCGGCAGCCUUUACCGCUUUCUGGAACACGAAGGGGUGAACAGUCUUGCYAUGAAAGUGGACAGCAGUGGCACGGAAAACACGCCGCCAAAUAAUUUUGGCACAAAACGGAAAAAGAGCUCCAGGGUGAAUGAAAUGAGGACAAUCGCGAACCCACUUGCUGUUGGAUCAUCAGACAGGAGGGUCGAAAGGCUUCUGAGGACGAUCAACCUGCAAACCUCCUUUUUUCCUGCUCUGAACACAACACCCUCAACCUCCAGCUUCCUGUCUAAAGCUGUGGUGGAUGAAGUCUGGAAGCAGCAGACAUUGUUGCAGCUGCUGCAGAUAAUAGAGUUACCCGUUUUGGACGGCGUGCUCGCCUCUCCUGAACGAGUUCAGCCUCGGACUUGCAUAGCUUCUCUGGCCAACGUGGACCUGGUUAUCUCCAACACAUGCCUGGAAAGAGAGCUGCCGGAAUCACUCAGCCUACUCCGGCUGGAUGCAUGGCUGUCAGCAGCUGCAGACUGCUUGGAGCUGUUUCCGGACCAGUUGAUCAUGAUMGCAGGGGAGCAGCUCAGUCAACAAAAUGGCGAUUUUAAUGCAGAGCACAUGGACAUCCAGAAGAGACUGCUUUUUGACACYAUUGCCAAAUACUACAGUGGGAAGGAAAAGACUCCGAUUAUACCAGGGCGCUACCUGGAUAUACACGUUGCGGUUCUUAAUUUACUGGAUGAAGGCAAAACACAGCAUGCCUUUCGAGCAGCUCAGCUGUGUUUGCGGCUGCUGGAGACGAGUAGAAGAGACGAGCUGCGACGAUUGCUGGCCUUCAUGGCCUCAGCAGCUCGGUCGGACGCCUGCCGACUCCAAAAGCAGACUGAUAACAGAACCUCGGUCUGUCGCACGUUCCAGAGAGCUCUUGUUCAGAAUCCUGAGCUCACUCGGUCCCAGAGUGAGACGCUGGUGCUCUUUCUCAUGGACAAUUACUCUGAGCUCUUCAAGACUCCUACAGCUCUUGUWGAAGCCGUGAGAAGAACACUGAGGACUCUGCAGCAGGGCAAAGACCCAGAUUUUGUUGCAUCCUUCACCUUCUGCCAGCAGUCGACUCCACAGGAGUACGAAGAUCAGCGCGACGCCGCCACCUGUGAGGGGCUCCGACAGCUCCUCCGUGAGAUUUCAGCCGACAAGAGCAUGCCUGUCAAAGAGAGGAGGAAGCUCCUCAAAGAGUUUGAGAGACAUCACCCCGUCGUGUUCCUCCAGCACAUUUCCAGCACGUUCUGACAGCCGCAGUGGAUUUGCGGGAUCGUUUUAAAUUCUGUGAGCAGCUCCAGAAAGAGAGGACAAACAGGAAAACCUCACUUAUGUAGCAAAAAUUGGAAUACCAGCACACAGCUAAUGUUUAGUAUAUAGAAUAGGAAUGAAAAAAAAUGUGUUAAUUUGUUCGUAACUUAUAUUCAGAGAAGCAGCUAUAGAUAAAAUCUGAAAUUGAGGAAUGAUGACCUAAAAAUGGAAAAACUUGAAAAAAGUGACAAUUGAUGUUGUUUAUAUCUAUAUUGAAGUAAUUUCAAAAGGGACUACUUAAAUGAAACUUGAAGUUGCAGUUUGGCUGCAGCAUUAAUUGAAUAGUUUUAAUAUUUUUCCCUAUAUUGGAAAUGCUGAUUUUGUAUGCACCUAAUGUUUUAUUUUUAUGAUUAUUAUAGUACUACUUUAAUCAGUACAGUCUAAUGAGGCAAUAAUUUUUCUGCAUAUCAAAUGAGGAAAAGUCAUUAUGUAAAUGAAGAUCUUGUGUUAUGGUACCAUGUUAAAAAAAACACUGGUUAAAAAUGGAAUCUCUAAUGUUGAUGUUUGUUGCAUGAAUCACAUUAGACUCGUAAAGUGAAAUGGUACAUUAGAGCGUUAAUAAUAGCUCAGGGCAACAUGUUUUUGCAUGUUUUCAAUAUAUUUACUUAGUAAAUCAAAUAAUUUAAAAGUUGCUUGAAAUGUAGACUUUAUAGCUUAAUUGAAAAUAUAAUUAUGAUGUGGUGUGUUUUAUGCUACUAAUGUAAUUUUUGGUCAAAUACAACACUUGGACUUUUUCUUAUUUAAUGAAGCUACUAUACUCCAAUAAUUUGAUACCGAUUCUAGAUUUUAUCUUUUUUUUUUUGUUGUUUUUAAACAUUAAAAUAAGAUUAAAAUGCACUUUAUGAUGUUGAAACAUGAAACAAUACAUUCAAUGAAAGUUCUGUCAAACAAAAUAUAUAUAUUUUUGUGCUYGUUUAUUUAAUAAUUUGAGUUCUAAAUGUAUCAUUUGACUGAUGGGGAGCUCUCAAUAAAUGCAUUAA